UAAGACGCGCGAGAAAGAGGUUGUCGGAGCGGCAGAGCUCUCAGUAGAAACCUCCUCCCAUUGGCAACUCAAAUGAAUGAUGGGAGGGAAAGUUUGAAAUUGCGCGCCACAGUCUUGGACUCUUCACCGCAGUGAUCGGGGUUUAGGGUUUAAUGCCCUCCAUCUCCGCUGUCACAGCACUCUAUCCCAUCCCACUUCCACUGCAGCGAGCCUUCGUCGCCCAAGCUAGUCGCUCCUCCUGCCUAACCGUCAGAGUCAUCAUGCCUUCCAUCGUCGACAUGGUCGAGCCCAUCCUCGCCGAGAAUCCUCAGCGCUUCUGUAUGUUUCCAAUUAAGUAUCAGGCCGUGUGGGAGAUGUACAAGAAGGCAGAGGCCAGUUUCUGGACAGCGGAGGAAGUCGAUCUCUCGGAGGACUCCAAGCAAUGGGAGGUUCUCAGUGACAAUGAGAGGCACUUUAUUAGCCACGUUUUGGCUUUCUUUGCUGCCUCGGAUGGCAUUGUUCUAGAGAACCUAGCCAUUCGCUUUAUGAAAGAAAUUCAGAUACCUGAGGCUCGAGCCUUUUAUGGGUUUCAAAUAGCAAUCGAGAAUAUACACUCCGAGAUGUAUAGUUUACUUCUUGAGACAUACAUCAAGGAUCAAAGGGAGAAAGCAAGGCUAUUCAAUGCAAUUGAAAACAUCCCCUGCGUCGCCAAGAAAGCCGAGUGGGCUCUGCGGUGGAUUGACAGUGGUGAGUCGUUUGCGGAGAGGAUUGUCGCGUUCGCUUGCGUGGAAGGCAUAUUCUUCUCUGGCAGUUUCUGCGCAAUCUUUUGGCUGAAGAAACGGGGCUUGAUGCCUGGUCUUACUUUCUCGAACGAGCUGAUAUCCAGAGAUGAAGGACUUCACUGCGACUUCGCUUGCCUCCUGUACACGUUGCUGAACAAGAAACUCUCUGAAGAACGAGUGCGGGAAAUUGUUUGCGACGCCGUUGAAAUAGAACGAGAAUUUGUGUGUGAAGCACUGUCCUGUGAUCUCGUUGGAAUGAACUCAAAGCUCAUGAGCGAGUACAUCGAGUUCGUUGCUGAUCAUCUGCUGAUUGCUCUGGGAUACGGCAAGAAGUACGGGGCAACCAACCCCUUUGACUGGAUGGAGCUUAUUUCCCUACAGGGAAAGACCAACUUCUUCGAGAAACGUGUAGGUGAAUAUCAAAAGGCAUCCGUUAUGGCUGGGCUGAACAAUGGAGAGGGUCAGCACGUCUUCAAAUUGGAUGAAGACUUCUAGAAUUAUUGUGAAAUGUAAUUUACCACUUAGACUGUAGUUUAGUAUCUGGCUGAAUGAAUACAUUCAACACCUAUGUAAAUAUUUAAGUGAUGGUGGCACGAUGUUGCUCACACUUCGAAUCGACAAUCGAAGGUGAGUAUGACCACCCUUUAGCAACUCACUCUAGGUUAAAUCAGGAGGGAAUUUUUUACCUCGGAGAAAGUUCAAGGAUUGUGAAGAAGGUAGGGUAUGUCAUACGAUGUAGAACAUCCACUGCAAAUGAAUAUUUUUUCCAAGAAUCCGUCCCAUGUGGGACUUAUCAAUAAAGCCUCGUUUCGCGGGAAUCCCUGACUUUGAGGGCGUCUAGCAGGAUGAGAUUCCUGCCUCUGUUUUUUUUUUGCUCUCUUCACGAAAACAGAGAAC
This is a messenger RNA of Marchantia polymorpha subsp. ruderalis, 1658 nucleotides long. Lineage: Eukaryota; Viridiplantae; Streptophyta; Marchantiopsida; Marchantiales; Marchantiaceae. The record is from the annotation of a GenBank genome assembly.